Phytophthora infestans T30-4 is the source of this 228-nucleotide messenger RNA. RefSeq lists its product as uncharacterized. NCBI's taxonomy places the organism in Eukaryota, Oomycota, Peronosporomycetes, Peronosporales, Peronosporaceae. The transcript is spliced from 2 exons. The coding region runs from base 1 to 228 and encodes 75 amino acids. The record is from RefSeq and is a predicted model, not a curated record.
AUGCUGACGAGGGCAAAAACUCACAAGCUCGAUCAAGAGAUUCUAUGGAGUCUGGCUCAGCCUUUUGUGAAGAAACAAUUGCCAGUAUGCUACAUAGCACUGCUAUUUGAUGACGGUGACAAGAGCAUGAAUACCAACAUUGCCGUGAACAGUGUGGGGAUCAUUAAGGGUGAAAUCCUGCGUCACAUCCCGCUGUAUGUCGCGACGUAUGAAAUGGCUGCGAAGUAG